Messenger RNA from Bicyclus anynana (squinting bush brown), 2486 nucleotides. RefSeq names its product popeye domain-containing protein 3. Gene Ontology annotation, molecular function: cAMP binding. Lineage: Eukaryota; Metazoa; Arthropoda; Insecta; Lepidoptera; Nymphalidae. The record is from RefSeq and is a predicted model, not a curated record. Gene Ontology annotation, cellular component: sarcolemma. The transcript has 8 exons. The coding region runs from base 132 to 1340 and encodes 402 amino acids.
CUACGUUUGCGAUAUUGAUUUUGGCGCGAAUGAAUGAUGUAGAAGAAAACACCGAUUAAAUAGCGGUAUAUUUUCAUUUUAUGAUUACUAAAUUGAAAAUAAAUUGUAUCAUCGUAAAUUAUUAAUUUAAAAUGCCUCAAGGCUUGUCGGACGUUAAGAGUGAAUAUUUAGAAAUUGGCGAAUAUAAUUUUUCAUGGCCCGGUGAAAAUGGAACUUUACAAGAUUUUGGUUCUGUCAACUAUACAAUGCCUUCAGGACCGUGGUAUUGGCCAUGGUGUCCCCUGUGGAAAAUUCCUCAACAUCCAUUAUUUCAGCUCUCAAAUGUGCUCUUCGUGGCUGCCUUUUGCGCUCCAAGUACAAAGAAAGGUCAACUUUGGAUGCACACAAUUUUAAUUUUCGGUUUCAUGCUAUACUCUGUAUGGGCGUGGCACGUGAUUUGUUCACCUGACGCCUUCUCGUGGAACUUCGGCUUCGUGUUCCUGAAUCUCGCUCAAGUUGUCUACUUGGUGUACGAAAUGAGACCUGUCAAAUUUGACCCAGAACUUGAAGAGGUGUAUCAUACAUUGUUCGAUCCUUUUAAGGUAUCAAGACUCCAGUUCAAAAGGAUGGUGUCACCGGACUUUGCGCACGUAAUGUCUCUCCACGCUGGUGAGGCCUAUGCUAUGCAAAACCUUACGAAGACCGAUCGGCUGGGACUUUUGCUCUCCGGAAAGGUAAACGUUAUGAGUGGACAUCAGUUUCUACAUCCAAUAUUGCCGUGUGAGUUUUUGGAUUCACCGGAAUUCGAGUCCAGCAGAGCUACUAUCGAUGAAAAAUUCAAGGUUUCUAUAGUCGCCGCGUCGUCCUGCCGCUACGUAUACUGGCAAAGGAGUUCAUUAGAGUAUCUAUUCGUGAAGGAGCCGUACCUAGCUUGCGUGGUGACGACAUUGAUAGCUCGUGACAUCACCACCAAGUUGUAUGCGAUGAACAACAAGAUCGUGACCGAGCGAGGCUCGCAUCUGGACAUUCGGCUGCCGAGUAUAUCGCACGCACUGGCUCGCAGUCCAAGGAGACUUCGCUCGGCCAGUAAGCCUCCGCCUCCUACUACAGUGCAACCGGUGCCUCCGGAGAAAAGAUCGAAUUACUGGUCAAGAGAGGCAGAGACAGGAGUAAGCAUCGCCAAACGUAAUGGCGUCGCAGCUUGCUAUCCUGAUGAGGACGAAGAGCUCAUACCCCUAGCAGCUCAUGAGGCCCCCGCAGCCUCCUCCGACGACCUCUCAGUAGCAGACAGUUGCCCCGACACCUCCUCGAAGUACCACAGCUGUGAGGCAGUUGAGACCGACGACGAAUUGAGACAUUGACAUAUGGAUGAUGAUUUGUCAUCGCUGACCGCAGAUAGUAUGGAGGAACUUGAAACUUCGCUCACAUUUUGCAACACGAAAACAGUUUCCUCCGAUAGUCUUUCGCAAUAGAAGAUUCGAGUGUUGACAGAUCAUUAGUUUACAGCUUGUGUAUCAUGAACAUUGUUACUGUUAUAAACUUGGAUUUGUUUCGUGGUUUCAGUUUUUAUUAGGCUUAAUGCAGGGGUCGCCAACCGGGUCGGUCGGGUGGGUCUUUCGAUGUGAAGUUGUGGAUUUUAAAUAUUUUAAUAACAAAGUCUUUUAAAAUAUAACAGUGGAAUAUGUCGUCACUCAGCCAAAUGCUUAUUUCCCCAUGGCAUGUAUCGUCAGUCAACAAGUUUAUAAGCUAAGUACCAAUCUACUAUAAUAUUAUAGUCAUCACUUGGUGCUAUCCCAGAACGAAAGUAAAGGAGAUGGUCCAAAAUUGUAUGGAGUCCAGGAUCAUUUAUUGUACCCUAUCGGAAAUAAAAGAACAUAUUUUUUAUAUGUACAAAUAUACAAAACUACGAUUUCACUAUAAUUCUUUCUAAAUAAUAUUCAUUCUUUCUCAAGAAAUACAACACUAUUAAGGGUAAUAAUGGCGGAUUGAUGACGUUUUCAAUGCAGUAGUCGAUUUGACGUUUGCUGUCAAUUGUCAUGUCAUAGUUGCUUCAAGAGCGCCAUCUUGAUAUAACUCAAAAACUUUUAAUUUUAAUUUUUUUUAAUCACUUAUUCAGAUUUUUAAAAAAAUCUUGAAUUUUUUAAAUUUUAAUGAUACGGGUAUAAGAGUGGACCUUAAAUGGUUCAUCUCCAUUUUCUAUCUUCCUUAACUUGCUUCAAUUGUGGCUAAACAGACUAUAAAAAGUCCUCAAAAUAUAGUAAAUAAAUAUUUUAUUUCUUCAAACUCAGAAGUUGCCGACCCCUAGCCAUAGGUAUGUAUCUAUUACUUGCUUUUGCUACAAAAAUAUAGAGAAAUAUAUCUAAAUAAGAAUCCUUUAUGUACAGAAUACCUAUAUUAAUUGCCUAUCAACGUAUUCAUAGAUCGCUGUUGCAAAUAUGAAAUGAGCAUAAUGUACUUACAUAAUAUUAUAUUGUAUUUAAAGUACUUAUGUAACUUAAGAAAAUCUC